Messenger RNA from Fusarium oxysporum Fo47, 594 nucleotides. Its product is annotated as Glyoxalase/Bleomycin resistance protein/Dihydroxybiphenyl dioxygenase. The coding region runs from base 1 to 594 and encodes 197 amino acids. Lineage: Eukaryota; Fungi; Ascomycota; Sordariomycetes; Hypocreales; Nectriaceae. The record is from RefSeq and is a predicted model, not a curated record. The transcript has a single exon.
AUGGCUACCAAGACACAGAACAGCACACCAGCCUCCGAUAUUGUCAGGCCGGCCGCCCUGUGCCAUUUCGUACUGCGGACCAGACCUGAAAACUAUGAUAAGAUGGUCGACUGGUACGUUAGAUUUCUAGGAGGUUGGACCACACACGCAGCAAAGGGUAUCACCUUCAUUGGAUAUGAUGAAGAGCAUCACCGCAUUGGGAUCGUCCCACGAGCCGAUGCCGUUCCACGCCCAACAGACAACCGUCCUAUUGUGGGCCUGGGCCAUGUCGCGUUUGGCUAUAAGGACCUGGCCGACUUGGCCACGUGCUACGAGCAGAAGAAAGCGGCAGGAAUCCACCCAGUCUGGACCGUCAACCACGGCCCAACGACGAGUCUAUACUAUAGAGAUCCGGAUGGAAAUGAGGUCGAAACCCAGGUCGACAACUUUGACACUGUCGAGGAUACUAUUGCCUUCAUGGAGGGGGCCGAGUUUGGGGAGAACCCAAUGGGGGUGGAUUUUGAUCCCGACGAGUUUGUGAAACGUGUGCGGAGCGGUGAAGAUGAGCGCUCCAUCAAGAAGCGACCAAACAUUGGCCCGAGAACCACGAGGUGA